This is a messenger RNA of Zerene cesonia (dogface butterfly), 1517 nucleotides long. RefSeq names its product translation initiation factor IF-2. Bases 223 to 1476 code for a protein of 417 amino acids. The record is from RefSeq and is a predicted model, not a curated record. Lineage: Eukaryota; Metazoa; Arthropoda; Insecta; Lepidoptera; Pieridae. The transcript is spliced from 6 exons.
CUUUAUCUGAUUUGUAUUUUUUUUAUUUAUUAUUAGCUCCUAUGUAUAUAUAUAACUUCAUAAAUUAUUACAAACAGGAAGCAACAUCGAAUACAUAAAAAUAAAUAAUUUAUAUAAAAAAAAAUAUCGUUCCCUCGUAAAACGGAACCUGUCAAAACGAAAGCCAAUCACAGCGGCGCAUUGUUCGCAGACGUGGGCACGCUGCGCAACCGCUGCGAGACGAUGCCGUCGCGCGCCUGCUCGUCUUUCGAGGCGGACAGGGCGCCGCCCAGACACGCCGACGUGGUAGACGGAUUUGCCUCUUCACGGGACGAUAUCGAUUCACUAUCAGAAUGGUACAGAACGCCGCGGAUACCCGAAGAACCAGACUGCUGUGACAUUUUGCCCUUUAUGAGAAAUGUCGCCAGCUUGCGCACGGGCGGCUCAGUGGCGCACUCGCGCACGUCGUCGCUGGGCGUGGAGGAGGCCUCGGGCGGCGGUGCGGAGGGCGCGGAGGGCGCGGGGGGCGCGGACGGGUACCUACCCAUGGCGCCCGCGCACCCCUCCUCCUCCGGCUCCGUCUGCAGCGGCACACCCUCCACCGACCCGCGCUUCAGCGAGUACCAGCUGGAGCCGGCGACGUCCCACAUCGCGGAGGAGCGGUCGACGCGCGCGUACAGCGUCGGCUCGCGGCCGGCGCGCGAGCGCUGCGAGCCGGCGCGCCUGCGGGCCUACAGCGCGGGCGCGCGCCGCCGCCCCGCGCCGCACGCGCCGCACGUGCCGCACGUGCCGCACCCGCCGCGCGUCUCCACCGACGACCUCAUGGAGAUCGACUUCUCGGCCAAUUCGCCACAGCCCAAGGUGAUUGUCGCGCGCACGCCGCCCACCGCGGGCUUCUCAGAAACGCCCAAAAGCAAACCGAACAUGGACGAGUACGUGGACAUGUCGCCGCGCAACGCCGGUUACGUUGAGAUGCGGCCGGGCGAGCCGCCCUCCCCCGCGCCCGCCCCCGCCGCCGCGCCCGCCGGCCCCGCGGCCCCCGCCACCCCCGCCGCCCCCGCGCCCGACGGCUACGUGGAGAUGAGCUACGGCCGCAACAACCGGGUGCCGACUCGGCCCAUAGCCAUCGCAAACCCGCGCCCACCGCCCGCCGUGUCGUCGUCGCCUGAAAUUCGACGAAUACGCGAGCCCCGCACCCCCCACGGCUCCCAAACGAUCUUCCCCUUCUCCCCCGACUCCCCCGCCUCUCCUCCCGAGCUGGACGACAGCCAUGCGCUUAGCACCGUGCGCGAGAUAUCGGAGGAAGGGAGGAAGAGUCCGGAGAGAGAAAGGGAGGCGGGAGGGAGGUUGGAGGUGUCCUCGUCGCCGCAGUACGUAACGCUGGCCAGGCCCGACAACUUGAAUAAUAAUAAGACUGCCAGACUUGAUGAGCACAGGGGUGAGGACUUUUUUAUAAUAUUUGUAUUUUAUAUAAUUACUCGAAUUAAUAAUAGAUAAUUUAUUUUGCUAUGUUUCAGUAUUCGUUCUAUAUCUCGUUU